AUGGAAAGUGUAGUUUGGAGUGUUAAAAAUGGCGAUUUACCAGAAGUGAAAACAGCCUUAGAAGAGCAGAAAGGAUUACAAAAUGAAACUAUAUCUGGUAGAAAAUUAAUUCAUUUCGCUGCCGAUUAUGGUCAACCAGAAAUGAUAGAAUUUUUAGUUCAUAAAGGUGCUGAUGUCAAUGCCUUAGAUUCUCAUGGUAUUACUCCAUUGUGUGCGGCCGUAUUUGAAGGUCAUGUAAAAUGUGUUAAAAUACUUUUAGAAAAGGGUGCUGAUAAAAAUGGCAAAGCUCCAGACGGAACGCCCUACAUCGAAUGUGCAGAAACAGAUGAAAUAAAAAACUUAUUGAAAUGA
Lottia gigantea (owl limpet) is the source of this 351-nucleotide messenger RNA. RefSeq lists its product as hypothetical. Gene Ontology annotation, biological process: regulation of barbed-end actin filament capping. Lineage: Eukaryota; Metazoa; Mollusca; Gastropoda; Lottiidae. The record is from RefSeq and is a predicted model, not a curated record. The transcript is spliced from 4 exons. Gene Ontology annotation, cellular component: cytoplasm; nucleus. Gene Ontology annotation, molecular function: protein binding. Bases 1 to 351 code for a protein of 116 amino acids.